Molecule: messenger RNA, 900 nt
Organism: Tetrahymena thermophila SB210
Lineage: Eukaryota; Ciliophora; Oligohymenophorea; Hymenostomatida; Tetrahymenidae
Product: cyclic nucleotide-binding domain protein
Exons: 11
Biological process (GO): nucleocytoplasmic transport; activation of GTPase activity
Cellular component (GO): perinuclear region of cytoplasm; nucleus; cytosol
Molecular function (GO): GTPase activator activity; small GTPase binding
Source: RefSeq, a predicted model, not a curated record
AUGAUUUAGUAGAAAUAACUAUUUAAUAGUUUUGAAGAUUUUAUUAACUCUUCUCUUUAAUCUCAUACUAAUCUCUAAUUGGAUCUCAAUAACAAAUAAAUUGGAGCUAAAGGUACACUGAACUUGAGUUCUACAAUAACAAAGUGCUCUAAUCUUGAGAAUUUAACACUUGAUCUUUAGUUUAACUCAAUUGGAGAAUAAGGAAUACUACAUUUAUGUUCUACAUUAGUAAAUUGUUCUUUUCUCUCAUCAUUAACACUAAACCUCAGAAGUAAUUAAAUUGGGGCUCAGGGUGCAUCAAAUUUAGGAUCUGCUUUAUCAAAAUGUAUUAAUAUCUCAGUUUUAUCAGUUAACCUUAGGUAGAACCAAAUAGGAGAUAACGGUGCAUCUGAACUAGUCUAAGGCUUAUCCAACAAUGCUAGAUUAUAAAGUUUAAUUCUUCAAUUAGGAUUAAAUUCCAUAGGACCAAAAGGAGCAUCUGGAUUAGCUUCAUCUUUAGCAAAAAUCUCAAUUUUAUCAACUUUAAAACUUUGGUUAGGAGAUAAUUAAAUUGGAGAAUAGGGUACUAUUGAAUUAGCUUUUGCUUUAACAAGCUGUACUAAUCUAUCUACUCUGACACUUGACCUUUAUGAUAAUAAAAUUGGAAUGGCAGGAGUUAUAAGUUUAGGUUCUGCUUUAUUAAAUUUUAAUAAGCUUAAAACUUUGGUAAUUGAUCUCUUCAAUAACAAUUUAGGGUUUUAAGCACUACAAUUAUUGGUGAAUGACUUACUUAAUUGUAAAAACCUCACAAUUUUGUCACUGGAAAUAUUUUUCAAUCAGCUUGAUCGAAUUGAAUUGCAGAAAUUAAAAAGAAAAAUUCUCAAAUUUAAAAGAUUAGUGAAAGCAUCUUUAAAAUUAUGA